GUUUCUUACUUCACAUGUCUGGCCACUUGCAAAAGCAAGUAUUAUUGUACAUGAUAGUUUUCUUUGUAAACAUAGCUUUGGACAUAGAUCAGAAGCAUUUCCAACACAACGACCAUCAGCUAAUGAAACAAACUGUUUUGUAGGUUGUGUACGACCAUGUUGUGGGACUGGGAAAAUGCCAUUUGGAGAAUGUCCAAAAGAAUGUCGACCGAAAGAUCAUCCUGAGUGGAUACAUUGUUAG
Adineta steineri is the source of this 241-nucleotide messenger RNA. The record is from the annotation of a GenBank genome assembly. NCBI's taxonomy places the organism in Eukaryota, Metazoa, Rotifera, Eurotatoria, Adinetida, Adinetidae.